Messenger RNA from Colletes gigas, 8914 nucleotides. RefSeq names its product protein PALS1. Bases 1629 to 7253 code for a protein of 1874 amino acids. The transcript has 18 exons. Gene Ontology annotation, cellular component: plasma membrane; adherens junction. Gene Ontology annotation, molecular function: protein binding. Lineage: Eukaryota; Metazoa; Arthropoda; Insecta; Hymenoptera; Colletidae. The record is from RefSeq and is a predicted model, not a curated record. Gene Ontology annotation, biological process: establishment or maintenance of polarity of embryonic epithelium; generation of neurons; protein localization to plasma membrane.
CGUCGGUUAACACGCACAGGUUCACACCCAUCCUCGCCGAUAAUUCUCGCAGCCCGUCGACGUCGCGGGAAACAGAAAGGACGAUCGUCGGGCUACACGGCGUCCAAGUGUCGGUGAAUCGACGGUGGUCGGGCACGUCUAACCUCGUUUCCCCAGUGCGAGACGGAACGUUUAGUGAAUUUCGAAUCGUCAAAGAUAAAAAGUGGUGCGUACUGGGGUGCAUAGGCAGGGUGGCAAUAAUUCGUUGGUUGCUCUUUGCCGAGAUCCUGCGACGAUAAUCGAAUUGGGGAGAAGAAAAGUAGAGGAGAUGAGAUCGAAGGAUCGAGGAAAGACGUUCGCGAACGAUCGUCGAGGUUACGUGUACGCGUGAAAUCGUUGGUGCGAGAUUUCGUUUCCGAUUCUGCGUGCAAUCGGGACGGUCGCAAGUGUCCUUCGAGGAGGGAGGGAAAGAAGAUAAUCCGGACAGGAGUACGAGGACGAGGGGUAGAAAUUGCAUAAGAAUCCUUGGACGCGGCGACGGAGGGUUCCUCAUCGGCGGUGAAACAAGAUAACCUCCGGAGGAUGUGGUACGUUUAAUCGGGAGCACUGGUCGAAGGAAACGAAGGGACUGUCACGAGGAUGGUCGGGGCGUCCUCGAUUCAGAGCAUCCUCGAGGUUUCCGAAUACCGUCAGCGACGAGCCGCCCGCCCGAGGAUGCAACGGACCAGGAUGAUCGAAAGCGUGGAGCGGUGUUCGGCGAAAGCUCUGAUCAAUAAGCCGGGAGGACAUCGGGAGUUCUGAACUCGGUGAAUCGUUCGCGGCUGAGGACAUCGUCACGAGGAUGUAGGGGGGCCCAUGCACACGGGGCCCCGUCGAGGGUUUCCUCCUGGACUCGUCACGCCAGGAAUGGCAAUUCGAAGGUCGUUAGAUAAUACGCGUUUAAGAAACGCUUCCACCCUCGUCGACGCGUGUAAAGGAAGAAACGAUUUGAUCGGAGGAGCAACGUUACGUGUUUAAUAGCUGAUCGUUUCGCGCCAGGACAGGCGUUUGAACCUCUUCGUAUUUUCGGGUUCUGGCUGAAAACACGGAAAACGCAACUUUUGUUUCCCUAACGCGUCGUAUCGUUCCGACGAAAAGAAUGAUCGGAACGGAGAAGCAUCGUGUUCUGUAGCAAAACUCUCGUUAAAGGUGCAUUACUCGUAGUUAGUUUCCGUAAUUUUCGGUCGGUCUGUGUACGCAAGUGGCAGGACUGUCUCAAUAGUCCGUUAGUGAAAUUUGAAAUUCCCGGGGCUAUCGGUCGACAGUUGUGCCCACCAAUUGGGAUAAACCGAGCGGAAACUGUGCGUGAUUCGAAAUAUACGAGCCGACGGGAACGCGAGCCUGAGCACGGAAAACAGUACAGGAUGAAAGAUGCGCGUUUACGUUUAUAGGGAACGUAGGUAUUGUCGGUGAAAAGUAGGUCGCGCGAGGUCGAUAGUACCAUCGAACGGGAAGAUGCGAGAGGAAACGGAAGGAAUGGCACGCGGUAACGACGUUAAUAUCGGCGAAUCGUUUUUUCGGGCGAUGAUGGGGCUGUGAUCGCCCGAGGCAACGUCGCAUCUCCACUUCAGAUCGGGUAGACCACCGUCUACACGUCGAGACCAGCGAAAAUGGUCGAUCUAGGGGGAUACAUUAUCAUACUGAUCAACCACAAUGACAAGAUCAAACUAUAUGGUUCGCCGGCCGACAAUGCGGACGCGUUGGAGGUGGCGGAUGAAAUUUUACAAGUCAAUGGCAGUACGUUGGAAAACGCCAGCCAGUCCGAAGUCAUUCAAUAUAUGUACCAGUGCAUCGAGUCACGAACGAUAUGCCUGCGAGUACGGAGGAGAAGCCGGAACAAGAAAGCAGAGUUGGACGGGUUUAAGGCUGGUCGGGUGCGAGAAGCUUGGGUCAUCGCUGUCGAAAGACAGGCAAAAGAAAGAUUGCAGAGGCUGGCAUUGCACUGGAGGAUUCAGCCUCGCGAUAUCGAAGCGAUUCUACACCAAGAGAUCAACGAGUCAGUGGCAUCCACCAGCGGGUACAGCGCGAACAAAAAUGUGACUGGCAAUCAAAUUACCGUGACGCUUGCGGACAAGGAACCGAACUCGAAUGCCUUUACCGCGAAACUCAGUAACGGUACGAUACCGAAGGGCAUAGGAAAGGACACCAAGGACACACGAGAAGGAAAGGACGCGUUGGACAAGCCCCAAACCUGUCCCGAGGAAACCAAUCUUUUGACGCCGGCGCAAGGCGGAAGAGUCGGGGAACGACGUGCCAGCAGUCCCUUCCAAAAUGGUCAAACAGAAGUUCUGAUCGGGGAGCCAGAGGGCGGGCCAAGGUCGCCGCGGAGCUCGACUUCUUCGGCGGUAAACGACGGCAAUUUCGCGAACCAACCGGACGAACGCGACGAUCAGCAGCCGAUUUGCAGGUCCCGAAUUCGUAGCGCCAGUGGCGUGCCGGACAUACACUCGCAACAGCAGCAGCACCAGCACCAGCAGCAUCAUCAUCACCAGCAGCAUCACCAGCUGCAGGAGAACAACAACGCUAAGAAGCCGCAGGAGGGACUGGGUCCCGAUGAGAUGUGGGCCCCUGGCGGCCUGGGGCCUCACCGGGAGCUACCAGUCGACGUGCCCGACACCCUCCUGCAGAAGGCCUAUCCCAACAAGGUAAAGAACUGCUCUUCCGACUAUAGGAACGAGCUUCGUGGCCCCUGUAGCGACCUAGCUAGCGACCUCGACCUCUCCCUAAACCUUAAAAACGAGACCCUUAAGUCACCGCAAUCACCGCCACCGCCACCGCCACCGCCACGCAUCACCAACGCCGACGAUCGCGCUAGAACCGUCGAGAACACGGACGCGACCGACUCGACCGCUAGGCCACCUUGCGCCAGGAAUGGGCACCAUCGUCAGCCGCCCAUGGUGAAGAUCGAACUGAAGAUCGAGCCGUCGGCGAAUCUCGAGGACGAGGAGGAGCCGAACAAGUCGAAAAAGGACCCAGGCACAGACAACCACCGACGUAGCCCGUCCGUCUUGGGCUCCCCGGAUCUAAAGAAUCCUUUCAAGGGUUUCGAGGAGGAGGAGGACGAGGGAGUGAACGAGGACACGUCGGGUCAGAAGGAGUCCAGCGUGGACGUGGACGUCGAGGAGGAUUAUCCAUUCGCAAAGGAGGACUAUCCGACCAUGCUUAAGACAUGCAGCGACGAUUCGGCCAGUCCCAGAAGCUCAUCCGGUAGGUCGGACAGCACCGCGCCGCUGGACAGUAGUCUGGUGCUAAGGCACGCGAAGAACCGAGGCAAAGACUCGCCUACCUACGACGCUAGACGAAUAGACUUGGGCUCACCGUGUCGACCGGUGAUCCCCGAGAUCAAGGUGGCCCCUCUGUUCGCCAGAACCAGGGACACCACGUCUUUUGACAAUCCAGCGUACGGGCUGGCCGACCUGCAGGAUCUACAGGGCCUGCUGAUGCGAUCGGACGAAGUUUCCGACCUGACCAGGUUGAUCGACGAGCAAUGCGCAAUCCCUAGGCUACCGCGGGACCAAGUCUCCCCUGUUCGUGCCAAGGAGUCGCAUCAGCGGGUCGAACUGCUGCCGUCCGAGUCGUUCACGCCGGUCGGUAAGUCGACCAAGAGCUCGAAGCCACGCCGCCCGACCGACGAACGUGCCAAACUGAAGGCUAAAACUAGAAGCUUGGACGUGGAGGAGCUGAUACGAGCAGGCUCCAACGAAGAUCUCGUGGGCAUCGAGUCGGGGAGCAGUCUCUCCUCGUCCUCGAGACAGCGACCGAAGAAGAAACGACACCAGCAGAUCUCCAGUGGCUACUCGACGCUGAGGAGCGACGCGUCCACCGAACACGAGCACGCGGAGUGUAGUUUUUUGGUGGUCGGCGGCAAAACCUAUCGCGAGGUGGCCGUCGACUGCCCGCCCGAUUUCGUCCCCGUGACCAAGUGCCAUCCCGUCUAUCCUCCGCCGAACAAGACCCCCGGCAACAGCAAGCACAACACCCUCGAACCGAAACGGGAACGUAACGGGACGGUAAACAGAGACUGGGGUCUGACGGCGGGGGGGCGCGGGGACGACGGGACGAUCGCGAUCGCGGCAUCGUCGCCCUGUCUUCCCUCGAACGACCUUAGCCUCGCCAUGCUGGCUAGCGGUAACGAACGCGCUACGGAGACCGUAGCCGCGCGCACGCUAGACAGAAAACACGACUCCUCGAAGAAGGUAAGGUCCAAAGUCAAGAGUUUGUUUCUCGACAGCUUCCUCUCUUUCGUGCAUCACGAGCCAACGCCGCCACGCCAUCGCAAAUUGCUUCACGCUUACAGCACGCAGCAUCUCACGCCUGCUAAUCGCUCGUUGUUCUUGCUAAGCUCCAACUCCGCUCCAGUCCCAGCUCCACGCUCGUUAGUUCGCGAAAUACACACUCGCGGCGCCUCGAACAACGAUCUUGGCUCGACCCGCGCCUCCACCGGCGAUCUUUGUCGCCCCGCGCACGCGCAAGUGCGUUUCUCGUGCCACGUGACCACAGAUUUUGCUGCGACCGAUACCAGCAGCCCCGUUCUCAAAGAUCGUUCGCUCGACGAAAAGCCCCUCGCGUCGAGUAAUUUAUCGCAACGAUUAUCGUUCGUUCAGGAGACCAAUCAGAACUCUCGCAAUUCUCUACGCGAGACAAGCGCGAAAACACGGGGAAAUCAGAGCGACGAAGGGUGGUCCGUUCUCUUGGACGAGUCCCCAAGCGCGCAAAAUCAAAAAAAUACACGACUCUCUCUCGAAUACAAACGUUCCAAAGUUUUGGACGUUGCUAACGAUCUGUCCAAGUGUCGCGACGUGUCGAAGAGCGACUCCGAGCUGUCCUCGUCUCGUUCAGGAUUUCAGUCCUGGGUGUCGGCCUCGAAUUUGACCACCUCUUCCCUGAAUCCGUCGGGAACCCCCGAUUUUUCUUUACACGACUUGAGCCGGGAAACACCAAGAUCAACGAACCCGAGAUCGGACGCUUUGAAGAUAGGUGCGCCCUCUUUGUACCAGGGCCUCGACGAGCUUGUACAGCACCAGGCCGGUCUGAACGGGGUGAAACCUGCCAUCCCCCCCAGAGAUCAAAAGAGGGCACCUGCCAGACCGCCGAAAGAUAAUCUACGUCUGUCCACGCAGAACAAUAAUGUGGAGACCACCGAUAACGCCAACGCCGAGCCUACGCAGCAGCAACUGCAUUCCAUCAGGAAAUACCAGGAGCAACUGCGGAAGCGGAAGGAUGAAGAGGAGAGGCAAGAGAUACUUAAUCGAUCGCUCCGCGGCUCCACGAAGCUCCAGGCGCUGGAAAGUCACGCGACGAGUCUCGCGGGCCAAGAAAAUCCAGCUUACUCCCAAGACGAGGUGACCACCGUCGGUCGGUCGACUCAUGUCGCCGUGAACGCGACGCAGGAAGUAGAGGAGCCUCCCAGGCCACUCACAUACGGAGAGGUCGUUGCAACGUUGGAAAGGCUACAGCUUCAGCUACGCAAUAUUUCCGGUGCCCUGGGGAUCUCUGGUCCUGGCGUGGAAGCGGAACUCGAGGCAGUGCGGACACUUUUGGUGCAAAGUAGAUUUGCGUCAGCCCUGGCCACCCACCAUGCAUUAAAGAACAGGUUGAGAUCCAGCAAGGUGCUAAAACACCACGCUGAAGAUGCCUCUACUUUGGCCCGAGAUUGCGUGGACAUCUUGGAAAAAUGGCAAUCCUCGUCGACGGCAACAGGUGUCGGCGGAGCGGAAACUAUGGCCGCUGUGGAGGAACUGACAAGGAUUCUGACUGGCUACGACAUGGAGGCUCUUCUUCUCUCUCACGACUCGAUCGUUUCGUACGUCGAGGGACUCCAGAGGAAACAGAGCCCCUCGUCCUCGUCGCCGAGCGGACCUCCCAGCCCGACAGCCAGCUGGAGAGGCACUCGAGCCGUUGACAACAUCAAAAUCAUCAGAAUCGAGAAGACAAACGAACCUCUAGGUGCUACUGUUAGAAACGAGGGCGACGCCGUCAUUAUAGGUCGAGUCGUGCGCGGCGGCGCAGCGGAUAAGUCUGGGCUUCUCCACGAAGGUGACGAAGUCCUCGAAGUGAACGGUGUGGAAAUGCGCGGGAAAAGCGUAAACGAGGUCUGCGAUAUUCUGGCUGGCAUGCAGGGUAGUCUAACCUUCCUCGUGCUUCCAGCUCCCACGAGUCACAGGAACAACUUGUCGAAUAGAAGAGAAGAUACUAAUCAGAUACAACACAUACGAGCGCACUUCGACUAUGAUCCCGAGGAAGAUCCAUAUAUUCCUUGUCGGGAACUGGGAGUCGGGUUCCAGAAGGGCGACCUGUUGCAUGUUAUCUCUCAGGAGGACCCGAAUUGGUGGCAGGCGUAUCGGGAGGGCGAAGAGGAUCAAACUCUGGCUGGCCUGAUACCUAGCAAAGCCUUUCAGCAUCAACGGGAGUCGAUGAAACAGACCAUCGCCGGCGACAAGUCGACUGUACGCGGUUCAAAGAAGUCCAGCACGCUGUUGUGCGCUAGAAAGAAUCCGAAAAAGAAGAAACGGAACAAGUUCGGGGCGAAUUACAACGACGACGGCUAUCCUCACUACGCGACAACUGCCAUCGAUGAUUACGACAGUGAGGAGGUGCUGACGUACGAGGAAGUCGCUUUGUACUACCCGAGGGCGGAUCACAAGAGACCGAUCGUUCUGAUCGGACCGCCAAAUAUUGGACGACACGAGCUGAGACAGAGACUAAUGCAAGAUAGCGAGCGUUUUGCGGCGGCCAUUCCUCACACGAGUCGUACCAGAAAAGACUCCGAAGUCGACGGGCAGGACUACCACUUCAUCUCCCGUUCUCAGUUCGAGUCGGAUAUUCUCUGUAGAAAGUUCGUCGAGCACGGCGAGUACGAGAAGGCUUACUACGGAACGUCUGUAGAAGCCAUACGGACCGUCGUGAACUCGGGGAAGAUUUGUGUUCUGAACCUGCACCCGCAAAGCUUGAAGAUCCUCCGAAACUCGGACUUGAAACCGUACGUGGUAUUCGUCGCGCCGCCGAGCUUAGAGAAGUUGCGGCAAAAGAGGAUCAAAAACAACGAGAGCUUCAAGGAGGAGGAGUUAAAGGACAUAAUAGAGAAGGCGAGAGAGAUGGAGGACAAGUACGGGCACCUGUUCGACAUGAUUAUCAUAAACACCGAUACGGAUCGCGCGUAUAAUCAGCUGCUGACAGAAAUCAACUCGCUCGAAAGGGAACCGCAAUGGGUGCCAGCGUCCUGGCUAAUACAGUAAAUCGUAACGAGAAGCAGCCAUAAUAAGUCUGACCCGACGACUACAAGGAUUGGUUCUAUCUGUGGUGCCUGUUAUUACGUUUCGUACACGCGCGCAUCGAAACUCCUUGCCAGGCUGUCGUAUUCCAUGUGCCAGACUGGCUUGGUGUGCAGUCUUCCGUGUUGCAAUCGUCGGUGCCAUCGGAGGUCCUACGAGGAUCGUCGGGACACGGCAACCGUUGAAGCGUUCGCGAAACUCACCCCGUACUCCUGUGUUCCUCGGGAAACCGACCAGGAUCGUCGUCGACCAGCAAAAGGUCGAAUCCUGAGUUCCUCGCGUCCUUUCCUGCUCAGGACUUAAUAUCCGCGUUCAUUUGUACAACGAGCAAGCCGCGAGGAAAGGUCGGUACCAUUUUCCGUCUAAGACGCUAAAGUUUACCCAAAGAUGCGUGAACCUCGAAAAGGAUUCUCGUCCGCCUUCUUUCAGAACUCACCAGGCCUUUCUCCAAGAUCAAAGCGCGUGUUCGUGUGACGUUUUAGAGUCACGAAUGUGGGACAUUUUUUUUUUGUUUUUGCUGCUGUCUCUUACGCAGUUCUUUACACGAAUUCGGGAAUGCAAAUGGCCGAACAAGAUUCCUUAAUCAAUUUGAAUUUUUUGCUCCAAGUCGCGACACUGAUCGAAAAAAUUCGGUCUAAAAAUUUGAUUUGUAAUUCUCGUGUAUUUGAGAUACGAAUCGGGGACCUCUAUUUACUAUCACGUGAACACGCAACUUUAAGCCGAGCCGCGAAAGAUACUGCACCGCGGUAAUCUCAGUCAGCAGGAGCAUUUUCACACACACCCGCGCGCGUAUACACUCACCGAACUUGCUGCUCUUGUAUUUUAACCCUAGAAAGACCAACAGCGUGGAGGGGAGAGGGAUUCGUUGAUCCCACCAAUCAGAAUAUCUUCAAACUAUGCUAUUCUCUCGUAUAAAUUUCACAAUAUUAUUGUUGACACAAGUAUUUAGUGAUCGCUCGAUAAGCAAUGUUAUUUAACGUUUCUAGCCAGCAAUCUGGUCGAUUUCAGAAUAAAAAAUACAAUGUCUUUUUACAAAAUAUGUACAUACAUAACCUUUAAAUAUCUGAAACGCCUUCACAAAAACACAUGCCACCUAAUUACCACUUUAAAACCAUACAACUUUUAUACGUCACAACUUUUCAUGCAACGCAUAAUUUACAAGCUCUUCAAGGGGGGCAUGUCGAAUGCCUCGCAAAUUAUUAACGAAACAAAAUCUACACAAAAAAAAUUAAUAUGUUCUUUUUUCUUCAUAUUAAUUAUAUUAUUUUUGGUCGGAUUAUCAGUAAAGAAUAAAAUUCCCCGUGCCGUUGGUGUUAACCCGUUGGUAAUAAACCCACUAUUGCUCGUAAAAUAUUUGUUGUCAAUAAAUAACGAUGGAUAAUUCAGGUGGAAUUGAGAAGUCCAUCCCCUCUCCCCUCGCGACCUUGAUCUUCUACGAUCCAGUCUUUCUAGGGUUGAUUCAGAACAUUUCACCCGGACUUGGCUAAAUUGUUAACGAGAUUUUAACGUGAUCGCGUUUCCCUCGUAUUUACGUGAUUCGUGCGAAAACGGAACACCAUUAACCUUUCAUCGUUCGCCGUAGGGACUCGUAUUUGUUUAGUGAAGAGAAUCCGUACCUUCAACUU